Molecule: messenger RNA, 1683 nt
Organism: Symbiodinium sp. CCMP2456
Lineage: Eukaryota; Dinophyceae; Suessiales; Symbiodiniaceae
Source: the annotation of a GenBank genome assembly
AUGACCAAGCAAGCCACGGAAGAUCGGACCAUCAACCUCGCCGCCCUUCGGGAGACGGCCCUGGAGCAGCUCACCGACGAGCAACUCCUGGCCCUCCACCAAGAGGGUGACGAAGACCGUCCCUACCUCGCCACGCUGAUCCAGCGUUACGAGCGGGAGCUCUAUAGCUUCCUCCGCCGUUAUCUAGGCGACGCCGCCCUGGCCGAAGACGCCUUCCAGGCCACGUUCCUCCAGGUCCACCGCAAGGGGCACCUGUUCGACUCGGGCCGGAAGUUCCGUCCCUGGCUGUACACGGUCGCUACGAACCGGGCGAUCGACCUGCAACGCCGGAACAAGCGUCACCAAGCGGUCAGCCUGAACCGCUCGGCCCGCGCCGAAAACUCCGACAGCGGCUCGCUGAUCGACCUGUUGCCCUCGGGCGAAACGGGUCCCGGCGAACGCUUCGAGUCGGCCGAGCGUACAGAGUGGGUGAGGCGAGCCGUCGCCAGCCUGCCGGAGCCUCUCCAGCAGGUGGUGUCGCUCGUCUACUUCCGCGGCAUGAAGUACCGCGAGGCGGCCGACGAACUCCAGGUGCCGGUUGGCACCGUGAAGAGUCGGUUGCACUCGGCGGUCGGCAGCCUCGGCCAGCAGUGGCUGCUGGCCCGUGGCGCCGCGGGUGAAGUAAGCUUGGGGAUCGGUUCACGGACCGGCGGGGCGAUUCAGCCCACCGGCAUUCCUGCGUCGCGGGCGGCGGUUUUCGAUAAGUCCGCGUUUGAGCAGCGUCUUGUUGAUGAGCCGGACCUUGCCGAGCGGCUCGAGACUUUCAGCCGCUGUGUCGACGCCCAUCAGGGCGCCGAGUGCUGCGAAGAAUCGGAGCCGGAAAAAGUCCCCGUCCCUCGACGCCUCGCUGACCGCACGGCCCACGCCAUCCUGGCCGGCCACUUAGAGCGCGCCGGCGAGUGCGUCGGCCGCAAGCGGUACAACCUCGUCGAGGUCGUCGCGAUUGGCGUCGCGGCGACGUUCCUGGGCGGACUGAUCCUGCCGGCGAUCGAAGCGAGCCGCGAGUCGUCUCGUCGCGACCAAUGCGCGUUCAACCUUGCGACUCUGGGUCAAGGCCUGCAGAGCUAUUCGCAAGACCACGGCCACAUCCCGCAGAUCGGUCUUACCCAAAACGCCGGCCUCUUUACGUUGAUGCUCGCCGAGGGGCGGUACUUCGACCGAGAAGAACUUCAAAGGUCGCUCGUCUGCCCCUCUUCGAAUCUCAGUCAGAUGAUCGCUGACGGUGAGUUGAAGGUUAUCAUCCCGACGCGCGAACAUCUUGAAGCGGCCAACGCCGAGCAACUCCUCGAACUGCAACGGCUCAUGGCGGGGAGUUACGCCUACCGCAUCGGUUACUUCCAGGGACGCAGCUUCAUUCCCUUCGGCGGCAAAGGCGGCUGCCGUUCGGCGAUCCUAGCGGACACGCCUACCCUGGCGAGUGGGACCGAGGUUGUCAGCCGCCAUCACGGCAAGUGCGGCCAGAACGUCCUCUUCGGCGACGGGCACGUCGCUUUUGUCUCGAGUUGUUGGGCGCCCGACGACGUCGACCACCUCUACCUCAACGACGACAACCAGCUCGCCGCCGGCCACGACGAAUACGACAUCGUGCUGCUCCCCGGCGACGUAACGCCCCUGGGCGUGCAGCUCUUCGAGCUCGGCGAGUAA